Molecule: messenger RNA, 4080 nt
Organism: Trifolium pratense (red clover)
Lineage: Eukaryota; Viridiplantae; Streptophyta; Magnoliopsida; Fabales; Fabaceae
Product: receptor-like protein EIX2
Exons: 2
Coding region: 631-3864 (1077 amino acids)
Molecular function (GO): protein binding
Source: RefSeq, a predicted model, not a curated record
GGGAUAAUGACGGUGAAAGCACAUAUUCUCUCCGAUCUUAUAUAUAAGUAAAUUUUUAUUUUUUAAAUUUAUUUAAUUAUUACCGUAUCUGAUUCAUAAUAUAAACCAAAUACAUUAAUAAUUGAAUGAACCAAGAAAAUAAAAAAUUUCUUAUAUAUGAGAUCGGAGGAAGUAUAACAAUGAUGGUUUUUGUUUUUUUAUUUAUAUUUGGACGUCAAAAUAUUAUGUUAAAUCCAAGGGAGUGUUAUGUGUUUUUUAUGUACUAAAAUUUUUAUGUUAUCGCAACUACGAUCGGGAGGGGCUAGAACUACUAGAUGUCAGAAUUGACUCCCGAAUUAAAUUGGACUGUCCAGUGGGCCGGAUACUGGUGGUGAAAAAGAAAAAUAUAUGUUAUGUAUUAAAAUAUGUUAGCAUAUUAAGAAAAAGAGCUUGGACAACUAAUUAUGUUUUCGAAAUUGAAUGAGACCUAAGAGAUACCUUAGUCAGUAAAAGUAUUUCUCCAUGUAACCAAUCUAUAUUUAUAUCCAUUGGUUUUCCUCACACUUCACAAGUAAAAGAGAAAGCUUUAUCACAAUUCUCUAUUAUAUCAUUUUUCUCUUAGUUGAGAUAAGUCCAUUUAACAGAACCAAAAUGACCAAUUAUAUUCCCAAAAUAUUUUAUGCAUUGUUGUUUCUUUUAUUGCUUAACUCAGAAUCCACUCUCCAAUUCAAAAAUGUAACAACUGAAAGUGCAGAAUCAAAGUGCAGAGAGUGGGAGAAACAAGCACUCCUCAAGUUCAAACAAAGCAUCUAUGAUAACUUUGACUUCUUGUCUACAUGGAGGGACGACGAGAAAGAUGGAGACUGCUGUAAAUGGAAAGGAAUUGAGUGCAACAAUGAAACAGGCCAUGUGAAGAAACUUGAUCUUCGUGGUGAUUAUAUACAAUACAUGGUAGGUGUGAUCGAUUUCACUUCAUUGAUUGCCUUGGAAAAUAUGGAAUAUUUAGACCUCAGCUAUAAUAAUUUUCGUGGAAGCCAGAUUUCAGAACACAUAGGCUCACUUACCAAGUUAAGAUAUCUCAAUCUCUCAUAUCGUGUUGUUAGUGGGAGGAUUCCUUAUCAAAUUGGAAAUCUUUUAGAGCUAGAGUAUCUAGAUCUAAGUGAGAACAAUAUUGAUGGAAAUAUCCCUUGUGAACUUAGAAACCUUUCGCGACUGCAGUAUCUUAAUCUUGAUGGAACAAGUCUAGAUGGAAAACUCCCCUUUCUCACGGGAAAUCUUCCAAUGUUGCAAACUCUUAAACUUGGUGGCCAAUUUGAUAUCACAUAUGAUGAUACAAAGUGGUUGUCUACACUCACUUCGUUAACAAAACUUGUCUUGAGAGAAUCUCUUCCUUUUGGCUCGUCACAUCAUUUGCUCCAAGCAAUUAGGAAGAUUAUUUCGAACUUAAGAGAGUUGAGGUUAGUUGGUUUUGGUCUUAUGGAUAAUGAUGUUUCAAAUUUGUUUCAUUCUCAUUCCAACUAUUCCACUUUUCCUACCAUCCUUGAUUUCUCUGGCAAUAUGUUGACAUCCUCAACCUUUCAAUUCUUGUCAAAUCUUAGUCUUAAUCUUCAAGAGCUUUAUCUUUCUGAAAACAAUAUUGUUUUUUCAUCUCAUCUCUAUCCAAACAUUCCUUCUCUUGUCAUCCUUGACCUCUCAUACAAUAAUCUAACAUCAUUCCAGUUUAUAGGUAACUUCAACUUUAGCUCCAAAUUGCAAGAGCUUUAUCUAACAAAUUGCAGCCUGACAGAUAAAAGUUUUAUUGUGUCAUCUAUUCCCACAUCAAACUCUUCAUCUUCCCUUCUCAUCCUUGAUCUCUCCUCAAAUUCGUUGAGAUCAUCAAAAGUAUUUUUCUGGAUUUUUAACUUUACCACUAAUCUUCAGAUACUUUAUCUUUCUGGUAACUCGUUAGAAGGUCACAUCCUAGAUGGAUUUGGAAAUGUAUUGAAAUCUCUUGAAUACAUUGACCUUUCUUCUAACCAUCUACAAGGAGAGAUCCCAUCUUUCUUUGGGAAUAUGUGUACGUUGCACACUUUAUACCUCUCACAUAACAACUUCAGUGGUGAAAUUUCUAACUUCAUUCAAACUUCUUCAUGGUGCAACAAACAUAUAUUGUCUCGACUGGAUUUAUCAUAUAAUCGAAUAACUGGCAUUCUACCUAAAACCAUCAGCUUGCUAUCUAAUUUGGAGUAUCUGAACUUGGAUGAAAAUUCUUUGGAAGGUCACAUCAAUGAAUCACAUCUCAGUAAUUUUUCAAAGUUGAAAAGUUUAGACUUAUCAUACAACUCACUUUCCCUAACAUUUCCAAGUAGUUGGGUACCUCCUUUCCAACUAUCAGCUUUGAGUUUGGCAUCUUGCAAGUUGGGUUCAAGCUUUCCUAGUUGGAUCGAAACUCAAAGAUCCCUAUCAUGGUUUGAUAUUUCUAAUGCAGGGAUUAAUGACUAUGUACCAGAAUGGAUUUGGAACAACAAAAAAUAUUUGAGAAUCAUGAAUAUGUCUCACAACAAUCUCAAAGGUACAAUUCCAAAUUUUUCAAUCAAGCUUCCUCAAAAUGCAUAUAUAAUUUUGAAUUCAAAUCAAUUAGAGGGUCCAGUUCCAUCCUUUUUGCGUCAAGCUAAAUAUCUAGACCUCUUUGAAAACAAGUUUUCAACUUUAUUUACAUUUUUAUGUGAUAAAAGCCCAUCAGCAACACCCUUGGCCGUUUUACAUUUAUCAAACAAUCAAAUAAAGGGACAACUUCCAGAUUGUUGGAAAUCUGUAAACAACUUAAUGGUUCUUGAUUUGUCAAAUAAUAAUCUUAGGGGUAAGAUUCCACAGACCAUGGGCACCCUUGUUAAAUUGGAAACUUUGGUUUUAAAACAGAAUAGUUUGAAUGGUGAUUUUCCUUCCACUUUGAAGAAUUGCAGCAAUUUAAGGACGUUCAAUGUGGGUGAAAAUUUGUUGUCUGGCCAUAUUCCAUCAUGGAUAGGAGAAAACAUGCAGCAAUUGAUAAUCUUGAGCUUGUCAGGGAAUCGGUUUUCUGGAAGCAUUCCCAUCCACCUAUGUUAUUUACAGAAGAUUCAAAUUUUGGAUCUUUCAAGAAAUAACUUAUCAGAAGAAAUUCCCAAGUGCUUAAGAAAUUUUACUGCAUUGUCUAAAAAGACCAUCAAUACUAGUGAAACUGAAAGUGUUAGCACGGAUUUUCUGCCUAUAAUAACUUUAUAUUGGAAAGGUGUGGAGCGUGAGUUCCAGAAUCCAGAGUGGAGACUUUUAAGCAUUGAUCUUUCAAGUAAUAACUUAACAGGUGAAAUACCAAAAGAGAUAGGGAAUUUGAUUGGAUUAGUCUCUUUGAAUUUAUCACGCAACAAUUUGAGUGGAGAAAUUCCAUCUGAAACUGGAAAUCUAGUUUCACUUGAAUACCUUGAUUUGUCGAGAAACCAUUUCUCCGGAAAAAUUCCUCAAACUAUUACUCAAAUUGACAGCCUUGGAGAUAUAGACUUGUCAAACAAUUUUCUUAGCGGAAGAAUCCCUUUUGGAAGACAUUUGGAAACCUUAGGCUCUAAAGGUUUUGAAGGAAAUCUCAAUCUUUGUGGUGAACCACUUGCCAAAAAAUGUCCUGAAGACAUGAUAUCAGUAAAUCCUAAACAACAAAAAGUUCAUGGUGAAGAUGACAAUUCUGUUUUCCAUCAAGGAUUUUACUUGAGCUUGGGGCUAGGAUAUUUCACAGGUUUCUGGGGCUUAAUGGGGCCAAUACUAAUUUGGCGACCUUGGAGAAUUGUAUAUCUAAGGUUCUUGAACAAAGUGAUUGACUAUAUAUAUGUAUUCGUGGCAGUCAAAGUGGCAAGGUUCAAAAAUUGGCUCAAAGACUAGCAGUUUACUACAUCCUUGUAGCAAGCAUUGUGAGAUGCUGGAAAGGGAAUAGUAUAUGUUUGCUGUAUUGGAGUUCAAAAGAAUAAGAUCUCAAUGUAAUGACAAACAAAAUCAUUGUUCCAUAAAGCUAGCUUGUUCAAUUCAAUGUUUUGUUAUUUUGUAGUUUCGAUGUAAUGUUUGUUUGCAAUAUUAUUAUGUUCAAUUUGAAUGGUUUAA